AUGUGCGUGAGAGUAUUUGUAAGGAAGUGUGUAAGUGAGAGUGAAAAGUGCAAGGCUAUCAUCAGCGAAGGCUCCCACGUGCAGCUGUCGGCGAGCUCGUACAUGCCGUGGCGCCGUCGGAAGUCCUGCCAGCCGAAGGACGCCGCCCUCCACUCUCACAGGGCCUGGUGCGCCCGCAGGAACAACGAACACCAGUGGCUUCAGUGGGACCUGGGGCCGCCCCACCUCGUGACAGGGGUGAUCACGCGCGGCAGGGGAGACAAGGGGCGGAAGCACUGGAUCCAGGCGUACACACUCACCUAUUCCAACGACUCCAAGGUGUGGUUCACCUACAAGGACGGCAACCAUUUGGAUACCAAGGUAUUCGGAGGCAACCUGGACAAGCACACGGAGAGGAGACACUACCUCAACACGCCCUUCAAGGCUCGCUACAUACGCCUCCACCCGCGGCGCUGGCACAGGGCGAUAGCGGUGCGGGCGGCGCUGCUGGGGUGCCCGCACAAGGGCGACUGUGGCCCGGGCUUCUUCAGGGUCACGCCGGAUACCAGCUGCACCCGCUGGUACGGCAUACGCAUCAUGGCCACUGUAAUUUUAGUUAAUGAAUUGCGUUACAGAGAUGGCUCCACGAGAGCUUUGGUCACCAAGGAGUCCGAUAUUAGUGCUAUCCAGGACUUUGGAGGCCUGCUAGGAGGUCCUACUCAGUCGGUGCGCUUGCGGUGA
Penaeus chinensis is the source of this 720-nucleotide messenger RNA. Its product is annotated as lactadherin-like. The coding region runs from base 1 to 720 and encodes 239 amino acids. Lineage: Eukaryota; Metazoa; Arthropoda; Malacostraca; Decapoda; Penaeidae. The record is from RefSeq and is a predicted model, not a curated record. The transcript is spliced from 6 exons.